This is a messenger RNA of Peniophora sp. CBMAI 1063, 1404 nucleotides long. NCBI's taxonomy places the organism in Eukaryota, Fungi, Basidiomycota, Agaricomycetes, Russulales, Peniophoraceae. The record is from the annotation of a GenBank genome assembly.
AUGAUGGGACAACAACCUUCUGGCAAUGUCACCAGUGUCAUUCGUGCGGCAGAGCAGUCUGUGGCCGCUGGAUCUUCGUUACCAUCUGCAAACGACUCAGUCCUGGUGGCACAACGAAAGGAGAAGGAGGCCCGUUUUGCUCAGUCGUGCGACGCUGGAAUCACGGAGAUUAUCAGCCAUUGGUGGUCAUAUUCGCCCGUCACAGUCGCCGACAACGAGAGAAUCGAGCUGUCCUUCGUCGAAGCCACUGGCAACUCCGAGCAUUGGGAGACAGAGCUCGUGCCGUGCUCUCUCAGCGAGCCAUUCACGCAUGUUGCCCAGCGUUUCCAUGUGGAUGUGGCCAGCAGCAAAAGAUACAGGCAUCCGUUCUUGCCGUAUCGUCCCUUUGACCUUUUGCUGAAGAGCGACCAACGGUCUGACUUUGACUCUCUGUCUUCGCGCACUAUAAUCGAUGUCCUUGGCUAUAAAGCGAGGUUCGGAGAAGUUGCCCUCGAAGCUCUUCCCGCCUUAGGAGCGGACGCACCUUUUGCCAUCAUGGUGCGAAACGCCCGAGUCGUGGUUCAAGCCUGCGCCUCCGCCGGGGUUCUCUGCCAGGAAGACCCAAGGGAAGCAAUACUAUGUCAAGAUGUCCACUCUACACAUCCCGUUCGCUUGUAUGCGCUCCGCCACGUUUCAACCGCAGCACGUAGCUCGGUCCUCCACUUGUCCGUGCAAGACAACCCGAUCACAGGCCAGACGAGAGCGUUCCCAUUUGAUCGUGAGAAGGACCUUGUACCAUUCGCCAACCGUAUUUCUACUACGACGAUCACGGUUGAGGCCGCUCGCUCGCUCUUUGGACGCUUCGUGCAGUCGUCGACCGAACCCCUGCGCGAUGAUGCACCGCCAACCGCUAAGAAGCAGAAGAAGACGAUGGGGAACGAAUACCAGGCACAGACUGUCGCUAUCACUUGGGGUCUCACUGUCGAUCAAGACGACCAGUUCUCGAAAUGGUCGCAGAAGACGCACAGGUGGAUCAAGAACUUGAAUGCGGAGAACGCCGACAAACUUAUCAAGGUGGGCCAGAACGGUACCUUCCUCGUCGGCGAGCUGGUCAAGGGCGAUAGCGAUGAGUUCGAGUUCACCAUCUCAGGCACGAAACCCGGCACCUGGCGCAGGCUAGUCUCUGAACCGUUGCUUGCGCAACUCGCAUGGGUUUGCAAUGGCACGGUGAACUACGACGCAUUGCCGCAGGAGAGCGGCGAAUCUCCGCGGCCAGUGGAUGUCGAUGAUAGCAUAGAGGAACUUGGGACGUUUACUGUAGACUCGAGCCAUGCUAGUCUCUUUUCCCAGAGCGCAUUUGAUAGCUUAACGUCUGGCAAUGAUCGAGAGGCUCAUCGAUGCGGGUAUGGACGGUCGGGGAGAUGA